Molecule: messenger RNA, 1437 nt
Organism: Clarias gariepinus (North African catfish)
Lineage: Eukaryota; Metazoa; Chordata; Actinopteri; Siluriformes; Clariidae
Product: putative nuclease HARBI1
Exons: 2
Coding region: 140-1297 (385 amino acids)
Source: RefSeq, a predicted model, not a curated record
AGUGGAAAGGGGAAGGGUUAAAAUAUUUCCCCUAAGAAAUGGGACACCACUACAACACUGUUAUACGUCAUCAUACGUUGUCGCUAGUUCCUAAUGUUACGUCAGAGGACUUGCGCCAAAGUUUAUCACGCAUUUCAAGAUGUCGCCGUCAGUCAUAGCAGUGUGGAUUGCAGCGAUUUUUUGGCAUUUGUCUUCAGCAAAUUUUGUGAGACGAAGGAGACGACGAUAUCUCCGCCACUUAAGUUUGCUUGUGGAUCGGGCUGGGGCUGAUGGUCCAGUAUCAUACUGCAGGCUAAACCAUAACGUGCCAAUUCUGCGGUUGUGGUUUGAUGAGGAGCUUGAAUUGAGGCAGGAUUUUCGCCUGAGCAGAAGAGCCAUGAAUGCUUUACAGGGACUUUUGCACAGAGAACAUGAUCAUGGCUGGGGUAAUCAGCUGGAAACUCUUAUUUAUGUUUACUGGCUGGCUCAUGGACUAUCAUACCGGGUAGUGUCCAGUGUUUUCGGUGUCCCAAAAGCAACAGUCCACCGUGUAAUCCACAAAGUGGCACAAAACAUAUGGGUCAAACUAAAGAAUGUCAUCUUCUUUCCACGACCAGAGGAGCUGCAAGCAGUGGGACAAGGAUUUGUUGAACUGUCAAGAACCCCUGCAUUUAAAAAUGUUGUUGGUGCAAUAGAUGGCACACACAUCAGGAUCAAACCCCCACGGCAGCACCAAAUAGACUAUUUAAACUACAAGGGCUAUUAUUCCAUCAGCAUGCAAGCAAUAUGUGAUUCCUGUGGACGGUUCCUAGAUAUAUUUGUUGGUUAUCCAGGGUCAGUUCAUGACGCACGUGUACUGAAAAACAGUUCAUUUUAUAGGGCACAACGGUAUCCCCCUACAGGGUACAUUAUACUGGGUGAUGGGGGCUAUCCAUGUUUAGACACCCCAGUCUGCUUGAUUACACCCUACAAAGAGCCAGUGAAUGGACAAAUCCAGGGGCGCUUUAAUUACCACCACUCAAGGGGACGCAGCAUAAUUGAAAGGGCUUUUGGCAUAAUGAAGACAAGAUGGAGGUCUACACUUUUUAAAGCUUUGGAAGUCAAACCAACAUUUGCACCCCAGGUCAUUGCUUCCUGUGCCUUUUUGCACAAUGUGUGUUUGGACAAUGGGGACCUGCUAGAACCUGAUGAUGACAUUUCAAGGGAAAUGUUUGACUCUGAACCUCCCCGGGAAGCUAUGGCACACACCGAAACCUCUGGGAAUGGUACAAGAGACGGAUUGGCUGCCCUAGUUUCAGGCAUUGUGCAGGACCCAUGAAAAUAAGCUACAUGUGUGUAAACAGUUAGAUUUUACAUUUGUUUGUACAGUACACAUCUUUUUUUUUUAUGUAUACAGUUAUAUACAUACACACUACGAGUCAAAGGUUUGGAUAAACUACUUUAUUCUCUUUAAUAGGA